Messenger RNA from Psammomys obesus (fat sand rat), 2071 nucleotides. It is a transcript of the gene Apba3, whose product is annotated as amyloid beta precursor protein binding family A member 3. Gene Ontology annotation, molecular function: amyloid-beta binding; protein binding. NCBI's taxonomy places the organism in Eukaryota, Metazoa, Chordata, Mammalia, Rodentia, Muridae. Gene Ontology annotation, cellular component: cytoplasm; dendritic spine; plasma membrane. The transcript has 11 exons. The record is from RefSeq and is a predicted model, not a curated record. Gene Ontology annotation, biological process: chemical synaptic transmission. Bases 214 to 1929 code for a protein of 571 amino acids.
ACCGGUCAUCAGGCUUUAAAGCUGGGAUCCCAGAGAGCUGCUGAAUCUCCUGGAAGGACAAGCAGUCCGAGGCGUCCCCGCCUGGGAGGGAAGCACAGGCCCACGGGGAUGGAACCUGUCACCUGUAGGACCAUGGCUUGCCUAAGAGAUCCGCAGCCAGAGCCCUGGUCGUCCAGCCUGGUGAGCAUGCCGGCCUAACCUGGAUCCCCAGGCAUGGAGUUCCUGCCAGUCCCCCAGCCUCCCCCAGGGCCCCCAGCCAUGGACUUGGAGGAGCCCAAAGGCUCUGAGGCAUCCUCUGAGGGCCACCCCUCUAGCCAGUGGGCCUCAGGGCCUGGAGGCCCUGUCACCCUGAGCGAGAUGGAGCUGGAUGCAUCAGCUGUAGGGGAGCUGGUCCAGCAGCUGGAAGCUCUGCCAGGAGACCUGGGCGGCCCGUUCCCAGACGGAACCCCUUGUCCCCUGCACAUUGCCACUGGCCAAGGCCUGGCCACCCAGGAGAGCUCGGAUGCUGGUGGACUCCUGUCGGCCGAUGCUGGCGGAGACGACCUUCUGGGUCUGCUGAGGUGCGAGGCGUCGCCUGCCCAGCCAGGUCCCCCAGAUCCUCCACAGACCGCACCACGCCUGCUGCAGCCGCCCGAGGACCCAGAUGGAGACCCAGGGUCUGUGGGGUGGAUGGAGGGGACGUCCGCAGAGCCAGCAGACAGCAGGAGUUCAAGCAGCUCUCCGGAGCCCUGGCUGGAGACCUCACCCUUGGUGACACAGCGGGAGCCACCUGUGGCCACCCAGAACCCCGAGACCCUGGCCUCAUGCCCUGCUGUCUCUGAGGUUCCAGGUCCCUGUGGACACGAGGACCUCAUGGAUGGCGUCAUCUUUGGGGCAAAAUACCUGGGUUCUACCCAACUGCUGUCGGAGCGCAGCCCGCCGCCCAGCACACGCAUGGCGCAGGCGCAGGAGGCUGUGGACCGGGUCAAGGCCCCUGAAGGUGAGACGCAGCCCAUGGCUGAGGUGGACAUCUUUAUCUCCACCAAGCGGGUCAAGGUGCUGGCCGCUGACUCCCAGGAUGCCCUGAUGGACCACGCCCUGCAGACCAUCUCCUACAUUGCGGACAUCGGGCCUGUGCUGGUCGUGAUGGCCCGGAGACGGCUGGCCAGGAAGACCAGGCCCCAGGACGGCAGGCGCCUCUAUAAGAUGCUGUGCCAUGUCUUCCACUCGGAGGAUGCCCAGCUCAUUGCACAGGCCAUUGGCCAGGCCUUCGGCAUCGCCUACAGCCAGUUCCUGCAGGAGCACGGGAUCGACCCCAGCCAGGUGGGCACGCGGCCCUCGGCGGCCGCCAGCCAUCCGCACAACGGUGACCUGGACCACUUCUGCAACAGCCAGAACUGCAGGGAGGUCUACAUCCAGAAGCGGCCUGGCGAGGGUCUGGGCGUCGCCCUGGUUGAGUCCGGUUGGGGCUCGCUGCUGCCCACGGCAGUCAUCGCCAACCUGCUCCACGGGGGCCCUGCCGAGCGCUGUGGGGCCCUGAGCAUCGGGGACCGCGUCACCGCCAUCAACGGAACCAGCCUGGUGGGGCUGUCGCUGGCCGCCUGUCAGGCGGCAGUGCGUGAGGUGCGGCGACACUCAUCCGUGACACUGAGCAUCAUCCACUGCCCGCCUGUCACCACGGCAGUCAUCCACCGGCCCCACGUUCGAGAGCAGCUGGGCUUCUGUGUGGAGGAUGGCAUCAUCUGCAGCCUGCUUCGCGGGGGCGCAGCCGAGUGCGGGGGCGUCCGCGUGGGACACCGCAUCAUCGAGGUCAAUGGGCAGAGCGUGGUGGCCAUGCCCCACGAGCGCAUCAUCCAGAUGCUCACAGAGGCGCAGGAGGUCCACAUCAAGACCAUGCCAGCUGCCACCUACAGGCUGCUCACUGGGCAGGAACAGCCAGUGUAUCUGUGACUGCCCCGUCCACACGUGCCUUCAUCCCCGUCACCUUCAGCCCUCGACCCAUGGGGACCCCGGAGUCCUCAGCCUUGUAUUAUUUUAUAAUGUAAAAUAAUAAUAAUAAUAAUAAAUUAAAGGUUUAUUAAAUGAUCAGAAA